Molecule: messenger RNA, 451 nt
Organism: Culex pipiens pallens (northern house mosquito)
Lineage: Eukaryota; Metazoa; Arthropoda; Insecta; Diptera; Culicidae
Product: U-scoloptoxin(16)-Er13a-like
Exons: 2
Coding region: 69-377 (102 amino acids)
Source: RefSeq, a predicted model, not a curated record
UUGUGGUCAGUUACAAUUUGAUUGCUUGUGCUAAAGGUGGACAUUGGACAAACUCAAACAAACAAAAAAUGAAGAUCUUUUUUAUGCUGGCUGUAGUGCUCUUCGGAGUUUUGCAUAUUGUGAGUGGUGCCGCUAGAUAUGUCGCCAACGCCAGGAAUCCAGCUUAUCCCGGAAAGUGCUACGACACGGUGACAAAAUCGACGGUGAACAGAGGCGCGACAAUCUACAAAGGCUGUGAGAAAUGGAGCUGCAGCAACGAUUACGGGCUGGAGGUUGUGGGAUGUGGCCUAGCUGUGGCCCAACAAGGGUGCCAAAUAAAGAGUGAUAGUUCCAAACGGUACCCAGAUUGCUGUCCGAAGGAAGUGUGCCCCAAGUGAUGGAUAUUGUGAAAAGUUGUCUGUUCGGAAAUCAUUUAAAAAUAAAAGAAGACAAACUAAAAGUCAAAUUUCAA